AUGGAGAAACCCGUGGUGAUUUCGCAACGGACGGGCAAGCCGAAGCGAAGAAAGGCCCACCGAGCGUGUAUCCACUGCCAACGAACCCAUCUGACAUGCGAUAACAACCGACCCUGUGAGAGAUGUGUGGCCCGAGGAUUCGCAGACACCUGUGUGGACGGUGUGCGUAAGAAACUAAAGUAUCUGGACGACAAGGAGGAUAAUAAGCCCAGUAAAGGCCUGUCACCUGCCCCUGGUGUGAACGUACAACCAAAACUGAGCCCAGCAACUCGAAGUGCUCGCUCUAGCUCUGCAGGCUUCCCUGAUACGAAGGGGAACAUGCAGCAACAACAUAUGGGUAAUAUGCCCGUCCCCAAUACCCCUCAGAAUGGACAUCCGAACCUAGGAACACCUGGCAUGGCCCACACAAACUUGCAGGGACCACAGCGACAGGGUGCCCAACAACCACAGGGAGGCCAGUCAAGUACUCCGUCACAACUUCCUGCAGACUACCUUAUACACCAGCAGCUUCUGGCGACGGAAAUCAACCAAUUAGGAGACCUGGGAAGAACUGGAGAAGGUGACUUUUCGUCAGACUGGUUCUCGGAUCUGCAAUUAUCGGGACACUCGUUCCAGUCCGUGGCUACUAAUAUGGAGUAUUCCAUCCUGUCAAACAUGGUGUACUCUUCUGGUCAACCAAACUCCGCAGUAAGCAACUCUUUGUUGCUCGGAAACAACUCUCAGUCUCCAAACACUCACUCGCCACAUAACCAGGACCAGCCUACGCCCCAGGCAGCUACUCCCUCAGCUAAGAUCAAACAACUCAUUGAGUCUAACGGUUUGUCGGCAAAGGAUCUUAACCAAUACCCACUGGCUGGAGAGUUCGUCAAUGAUACCUUCUUAACUGUGCCUGAAAUUGUUGCGUUUAACGAAACUAGGCGAAAUGUGAAGGACAGCGAGCUGACUACUGACGAGAAGUUGAGGCCUCUUUCGUUUGCUGUAGCAGCUGGCCAGCCGCAAAACACCAACGGCAAUGGAAACGGGAGUGAAGCUCCAGACUCGCCAAGCAAGUCCAUCUUCUCUUCAGGUGCUCUGGAAGCUGUCUACUCCAACUUACCUGACUACACCGACCCUAUCCAGGUCUAUACUAACAUCACAAAGCCAUUCAGCUACACUCCUGGAUACCAUGGACUCAUUUCUUAUCUGAAAGGCCGUUUCAACAAACAGCAGCUCGUCCAGAUGACUAAGUAUAUGGCUGAAUACAGACCCUCUUUUAUUGCCUGUACCAACUCGCUGAAAGAGGAGGACCUGGUGUUCAUGGAACAAUGCUUCCAGCGAGCCCUCCUAGAGUAUCAAAAGUUUAUUUCGUUUUCUGGAACCCCCACUCUUGUCUGGAGACGUACUGGUCAACUAGCUGCUGUUGGAAAAGAGUUCUGUCAGCUCUCGGGUUGGUCUGAACAGCGUCUCAUUGGUCAGCAGACCUUCAUCGUAGAGCUGCUGGACGACAAUUCUGUCCUCGAGUACUUUGAGCUCUUUUCUCGAAUCGCUUUUGGAGACUCAAGAGGAGCUACUAUGGCCGACUGUACACUACUUACACCGACCGGUGCUAAAAUCAAAACAUCCAGUAUCUGGACCCUAAAACGGGAUGUCUUUGGCAACCCCAUGAUGAUUGUUGGCAACUUCCUGCCCAUCUUGAGUUGA
Messenger RNA from Yarrowia lipolytica CLIB122, 1680 nucleotides. RefSeq lists its product as uncharacterized. Gene Ontology annotation, biological process: regulation of DNA-templated transcription; cellular response to starvation. Gene Ontology annotation, cellular component: nucleus. NCBI's taxonomy places the organism in Eukaryota, Fungi, Ascomycota, Dipodascomycetes, Dipodascales. The record is from RefSeq and is a predicted model, not a curated record. Gene Ontology annotation, molecular function: zinc ion binding; RNA polymerase II transcription regulatory region sequence-specific DNA binding; DNA-binding transcription factor activity, RNA polymerase II-specific.